AUGGCGGCCGGGGCGGCGCAGGGGCUCGGCGAGGGCGGCGGCGGCCGCGGGUUCCUGGGCCCGCGCGUGCCGGCCGAGGUGGAGGCCAUGGCCCGGGGAGUGCAGGACGUGGGCAAGGAGACCUUCCGGAGGCUCCUCAAAGUCACUGUUAAUGCAUUGGAAGGAAAAGACUGCAAGGAAUCUGUCAGGCUGAUUGCAGAAAGUGCUAAUCUUUCAGAAGAGCAACUUGCUUUCCUCAUUUCUGGCAUGUACACCCUCCUCCGAGAAGCAUUGAGACUCCCCUUAUCAACUUUCAAACAAGAAGUUUUUAAAGAAGACUUGAAGGAGCUCAGAAUACCAGAAGAUUUCAUUGUAGACUUUUCCAGUGUAGUCUUUGGUAACAGGCGUCCCACUUCCGAAGGCACAGCUCUGAUACAAAGAAGUCGACUACCAAGCAUCCAGGACUUCAAGUGGAGAGUGGAUGUUGCUAUAUCUACAAGUUCACUGGCCCGUGCACUCCAGCCAUCCAUUCUGAUGAUGAUGAAGCUUUCAGAUGGGACAGCUCAUCGCUUUGAAGUGCCAGUUGCCAAGUUUCAAGAACUGAGAUACAAUGUUGCCCUUAUACUGAAGGAAAUGAAUGAUUUGGAGAAGAGGAGCAUACUGAAGAUCCAAGACUAAACACUUCUAAAUUGAGAGUUUAUGGAAGAGAUCUGAAACCCUCAGCAUGUUUCGUGAAUGCAAAACAGGGGACCAUCACCACUUUGCCUCUAUGAACUUCAAUGUGGCAUUUAUGAUGUCUGCUGUAAAUAUUUUUUUCCAAUCCAAGUGUUAAAAGCUCAAACUCUUUUUGUAAGACUUAAGAAAAACAAAACAUUUAUCUAUGAAAAAGUAUAAUGUUGUUUGUGAACAUUUUUGCAUGAUUCAUCAAAACUUUUUUUUAAAUAACUGUCUUAAUAGAUGUAAGAGUCAUUUAUUUCUGAUUAUGAUUCAUAACUCUAAUUUUUUUUUAAAGUGUGCUACCGGAAGCCCUAGCAAUGUGUAUGUAUCACAAGAAAACUCUGCAAUAUUUCAAAUUAAAAAAAAAAAAAAGAUAACAAACCCA
Pseudopodoces humilis (Tibetan ground-tit) is the source of this 1081-nucleotide messenger RNA. RefSeq names its product COMM domain containing 5 (gene COMMD5). Gene Ontology annotation, cellular component: nucleus. The record is from RefSeq and is a predicted model, not a curated record. NCBI's taxonomy places the organism in Eukaryota, Metazoa, Chordata, Aves, Passeriformes, Paridae.